Molecule: messenger RNA, 2262 nt
Organism: Zingiber officinale
Lineage: Eukaryota; Viridiplantae; Streptophyta; Magnoliopsida; Zingiberales; Zingiberaceae
Exons: 1
Coding region: 1-2262 (753 amino acids)
Source: RefSeq, a predicted model, not a curated record
AUGAUGUUCGCGAAAGAGCAAUCAGCAGGAGGAGAUCCACAAGGCGACACGAGGCCGCACGAUGUCCAAAUUCCGGUACGACGACCCAUCAGCACCACCCCUACCUUGGACACCGCAGGCCACUCUCUCUUCGCGCCUCAUCCGGAACCGUGCGAUCCAAAUCCAACCCCGACGGAGCGGCAGAGCAGCAAAAUCCACACCACUACUCCUGAAAAGAAGCUAACCCUCUUCGCCUUCCAUCUCGCGAUACUAGAGAAGUCCGCCACCGGACUCGGGGCGCUGGCCUUCAUCUGGGCUACAACUGUUGUUCUUGGUGGUUUCUCGAACAAUCUCCGGGGAACGGACUUCGCUUUUUUGACGAUAAUUCUCGUCAUCGAAGGCAUCCGAAUUUUCAGCCGCAGUCAUGAGCUACAGUGGCAGCAGCUCCCCGCACACCCUCUCAGUAACAGUUUCCGACCGUUUCAGUACUUUAGACCAGAUGCUGGUUGGAUCGUCGCAUCGAAAUUCAUAAGCAGAGCACUCUCUUUCCUUCAGCUCCUGUCUGCCGUUACCUGCGUGACGCUCUCCUUGAUGCGCCUGAUUGAUCAGGAUUAUGGCAAGCAAGACAGGCAUGGGAAGAUCUCGUUAAAUCUAUUCUACGGACUAGCACUCGGUGAAGCUCUCAUUUUUUUGGUGGAAAGAAGCUACUGGGCGUGGAGGAUCUACUGGUGUCGUCUUCUGGAGAAUGUUAGUCGGGAGUAUAAGCUCGGCCCGACGGGAAUCCUCCCGAUUAGGCGAUUCUUUUACGAGGUUUACACCAAAUGCAUUAACGACAGCGCCUUAGACGGCUUCAAGAUGAACUUGGUGAGCUUCGCUAAGGACUUGCUGGACUCCGAAUUCAACGAUGAACAGCUCAUGGGGCUCCGAGUCCUGCGGAAGUUGGUGCACAAUGACCGUUUUGCCUUCGGCACGCUGAGAAAAAUUGGGUCUUCGACGUCGACGAUGGAGAGGCUGAUCGAGAUGCUGAAUUGGAAGAACCCUCGAGAAGAAGAGAUCAGGCUGUGCGCGGCAGAGAUUUUGUCAGAGCUCGCAGGGAGGAGGAGAAACGUGCUUCGAGUCGCCGCGAUUCCUGGAGCAAUGGAGUCGUUGUCAUCGUUGCUUCACAGUGGCAGGACCUCUGAUCGGACUAAUCCUGAUAUGGAGUACGUCUUCUCUGAGCUCAACCUGUUGGGCCUGCUCAUCUUCAAGAAGCUCUCCGCUGACCAUGACAACUGUUGGAAGAUCGGAACCACCAGAGGCCUCCUCUCCAAGAUCAUAGACCUGACUGGUUCAAGCAGAGCACAAAGCAGAGUAGUCAAACGAUCAUUGCAAGUGGUGAAAAUGCUAGUCGAUGCUGAAGGAGAGGUCGGCAAAAUGCUCCGGCAGGAGAUAUCCAAAGUAGUAUUCACGGUGAGCAACAUAAGGGAGAUCGUGAAGAACGGAGAUAUCCGGAUGCAGAAGCUGGGAAUUGAGAUACUCAAAAGCUUGAGUAUGGAUGAGCACGCUAAGGAGGAGAUUGGUAACACAGGGGGUGUCAUCAAUCUGCUGCUGUCGACCUUUUUCAUGCCUGGAUUUAGUGAUGAGGAGAAUUACGUAUGCAAUCAAGCAGGAGAGACCCUGGCGUUGUUGGCAUUGGAAAGCGGCGACAAUUGUGAUCGUAUAUUGAAGAAACCAGAGGUAUUGAAGAAGCUCAUCGGCGUGCUAACAGAUCCUGUUCUUCGGAUCAACGCUUCGAGGAUUUUGCGCAAUUUGUGUGCUUAUACUAGAAUGGAAUGUUGUGAUAGUCUCAGCCAAGUUGCCGUCGCCAUGCCCACGGUACUGAAGGCCGUCUUGAAGGAAAAAGGGAAACUAUUGGAAGUAUCUGUUGGUCUAGCCACACAGCUCUGCAAGAUCACAAAUCAUGGUGAGUUUUCUCGAGCACUGGAGCAAGCUGGAAUUCAAGAGAUUGAGCUCGUCGAGAAGCUUGUAGACAUACUGAAGGAGUAUGACUAUCCAGAUAUCAGGGUCCCGAGAAUAAGGAGGUUUGUGAUUGAGCAAGCCAUUUGGAUGAUGAACUCCGACGGCAACAGUGUCGGAUUAUUCGAGAAAUUUGGAAUGGAGAGACUGCUGGAGUCUGUGGAAGAGACGACGUCGGAGCUGGAAUGCUUCCAUAUAUUUUCCGGCAGUGUCGGACUAAGCCGGCACAAAGAGACCAUGUCUUAUCUUGUAGAAACAGCCUCGAAUAUAAUGAGGGCUGGAAACUGA